Molecule: messenger RNA, 2193 nt
Organism: Platichthys flesus (European flounder)
Lineage: Eukaryota; Metazoa; Chordata; Actinopteri; Pleuronectiformes; Pleuronectidae
Gene: tfap2e
Product: transcription factor AP-2 epsilon
Exons: 7
Coding region: 236-1513 (425 amino acids)
Biological process (GO): regulation of cell population proliferation; anatomical structure development; regulation of transcription by RNA polymerase II
Cellular component (GO): nucleus
Molecular function (GO): DNA-binding transcription factor activity, RNA polymerase II-specific; RNA polymerase II transcription regulatory region sequence-specific DNA binding
Source: RefSeq, a predicted model, not a curated record
UGUGUGUGAGUGAGUGUGUGUGUCUGGCAGCAGCAGCAGCAGCAGCAUCUUGUCAUCUGUGCGUAAAAGAGCGAGGAAAAGGGAAAGUAAAUAACAACGCUUGAGUUUAAUGGACCGUUAAAACAGCCUGGAUUUACAUCUCGGGGAGAAUUUGGUUCACAUCGUUCAGUCGCUGGAAAACCUGCUCGUUCCUGUUGAACACAUUUCACACUUGGGGACAUCCAGAGUUGUCCAGAUGUUAAUCCACACCUAUUCGGCUAUGGACCGCGCAGACGGACUUAGCGGCUCUUCGCCGAGUGGGCGCCUCUCCCAGCUCUCCUCCCUGAACCAGGCCGCCUACUCCUCGGCUCCCCCGCUCUGCCACACCCCGGCCUCUGACUUCCAGCCUCCGUACUUCCCUCCCCCCUAUUCCCAGUCCUCCCUGCCAUACUCUCAGAGCCAGGAGUCGGCGUAUUCCCACCUGUCAGACCCCUACACCUCCAUCAACUCGCUCCACCAGCACCAGCAAGCCGCUUGGCAUUCGCAGAGGUCGCGCUCCGACGAUGGGGGGCUCCUGUCACAGUCUCACCGGGCGCUCAGCCUCGACCACCGGCGGGAUUACGCAGCCGUGCCCCGACUGCUCCACGGUCUCGGGGAAGGGGCGGCCGCGCUUGGGGACGGUCCUCUCGGGAUGCACCUGGGACAUCACGGCCUGGACGAUCUGCAGGGAAUGGAGGAAGGAUCAGCCCUGGGCAUCCUCGACCACUCUGUCAUUAAAAAAGUUCCCAUGCCACACAAGCUGAACGGCUCGUCCCUCUCGGUCCUCUCCAUGGGGAAGGACGGCCUCGGGGUCGGGCUGGUGUCCAACCCGGCCGAGGUCUUCUGCUCGGUGCCCGGUCGCCUGUCGCUGCUCAGCUCCACCUCCAAGUACAAGGUGACGGUCGGGGAGGUGCAGCGGCGCCUCUCCCCGCCCGAGUGCCUCAACGCCUCCCUGCUGGGUGGAGUCCUCCGCAGGGCUAAGUCAAAGAAUGGUGGCCGCUGUCUGAGAGAGCGUCUGGAGAAGAUUGGCCUCAACCUGCCCGCCGGGCGACGCAAGGCAGCCAACGUCACUCUGCUAACAUCUCUAGUGGAGGGUGAGGCCGUCCAUCUGGCGCGGGACUUCGGCUACGUGUGUGAGACAGAGUUUCCAGCCAGAGCCACAGCUGAGUAUCUGUGCAGGCAGAGUGAACCCGAGCAGCUCCCAACACGGCGCAGCAUGCUCCUCGCCACCAAGGAGGUCUGUAAGGAGUUCGUGGACCUCAUGUCCCAGGACCGCUCCCCGCUGGGCGGCAGCCGACCCAACCCGUGCCUGGAGCCCGGCGUCCAGGGAAGCCUCACCCACUUCAGCCUGCUCACCCACGGCUUCGGAGCCCCCGCCAUCUGCGCCGCGCUGUCCGCCUUCCAGAGCUACCUGAUGGAGGCCAUCAAAAUGCUGGACAAGGGGGAGGGCGGCGGGAAGAGCCACCACGACAAGGAGAUGAAGCACCGCAAAUAGAGAGCGCCGGUGGGGGGGGAGGGUGUGAACCGAUGUGCGGUUACAUGGACGGAAGGAUGGAGAGGCAGAAAGGAAGAGAAAAGAGGGAGGGGAAGACGGACUCGUGGCCCCUCUGCGUCUUGACCUUUGCCCUCAGGAUGAAAACUGAGACUUUUACCUCCCAGAAGCCCCGGCGGUCCCUCUCAUCAAGGAGGGGGGGGGGGGCUUGAACGAUGAUGAUAUCUGUACUGUAAUAUGUGUCAGCAGCCACCUCACUCAAACUGACGCAUGGACCUCUCUUCUUCAGUAGCUGGUUUGUGUCACGAUGGCGUCUGCGAAACAUCUGGAGGAGUUCCAACAUCUGGCAGAAAGGUUCCAGUGGUUUCUACCCCCUUUUUUUUUAUUUACUUAGGUCACCUUGAAUACGUCAAUUUCACCUGUGUUUUAGGAGCCCCUGCCUCCAUCACACAAACACACAGACACACACAGACACACACAGACACACACACUUCGACAUUUCUCUGGACUGAACUCAUCUUGGGAAACAUCCUGAGCCAUAUCCUGGAGAACCACCCCGCUCUUCGCUCCUCUGCAGCCGUGGGAGGAUUUUAACUCCACCUGAUUGGACGAGCGUAGCUUCCAUAUGUAGUUGUUCUUAGUGGGUGGUCAUGGGAAAUUGAGUACUCUGGGUUCUCUGGCAG